ACAUUUCUCGCCGUCUCUGCUGGUUAGGGACACCGCCGACUCGGAGAUCUCUUCUCAGUUAAGUUUAUCGACCACGGACGUCACUGCAUUUAUUUAAGUAAGUAAAUAGCUGUUUUCAAUUUGUUUUUUUGUUUUUCUUACUUUUGUCUGUGCGAUAGUUGCAGAUUUUCCGUUUGGAGACGCAAGAACGGACCAGACAUUGUUGCAGUAUUGUUAGUCAUAGGAAACUAUUGUUAGACUGUGUCACGGACGGCAGGUGAAUUCUUUAUUUUUUUUACAACUCAUUCUUAACUAAACUUGAUUGAUCCUCAACUGAUCGUUGAGGUUCUGUCGCUCAAAAUGGUAGCAGACUCUGCCACUGUUCCAUCAGAACAUCAGGUUACUAACAUCGGAACAGAGGGAUCUACAUUGGGAAUAACAAGGGAAACAAAUGAGAAUAAUUGCUCAAUUUUUUAUUUUGCGUAAACAAAUGGGGGGGAAAAAAGUCUCAAAUACUUGAAAAUACAUGCAGUACCUGUACAUUCAAGUAGCAGUUGGAGGUUUAAAUGCAGUACAAAGAUGAACCAACCACGAAUAUUCGCGUGUUAAACUAAAAAAAAAAAAAAAAAAUCGAUACACUACUGUAGAAUAUCUGAUACGAUAUCGUGAAACGAAAUAUUGCGAUAUUUCAGUGUGUUGAUAUUUUCUUACUCUUUUACUUGGCAGAUACAGAAUCUGGUCAGAUAUAUAUAUAUUUUUUAUUAGGUAACUUUGCAGUGACAACAUUACAACCCCCCUUUUUUAUUUUAUUUUUUAACACUACAGUACAUUUCGUACACAGCGUUUCUUCACUUGUUGAGUUUUUCUUCACAGUUCGGUAAAAAAAACAAAAACAAAAAACUCUGGUCUGAAAAAUCACAGUCCUCCAAAAGCCUUAGGAAGAAACGAGGCUUUCUGUAUUUGCACUAAAAAGUACACAGGAGCGACACCAACAGGUUAUGAAUGCCAUGAAUAAAAGUGGAUCCAUUCAAAUCCGGUAAGAACACGGACUCCGUUUGUGAGCAGUUUUUCAGGAACUUUUCUGCCAUCUGUGUUUUUUUUGUUUUUUUUUCAUAAAUAAUAAAAAAACGUGAUUUUUCUAGGACGAUAAAUAAACGUGGAAAUAAAUGUGUAUAUAUUUAUGUAGUCUCAUCAUGAACACGUCAGAGUUUUUGCAGCUGAUAGUUUUUAAACCUUCGCGGGUUUUUACAUCAAUGCUGUAAAAAGUGGGAAAUGUUGUGUAUUUUUACUACUAAGAGUGUAGACAUUUACUUUGAUUAAAGUCUGACGACGGCCACCGCUUUUCACUGAGUUUUAAUUAUUAUUUAUUGUUUCCGGAAAUCACGUUUUGCACAAACUAGCUUCAUGGUUGACUUCCUUUAGCAUAAAGAUUACAAUACACGAAGGACCCGAAACUUAAAAAACAAAUUGUUUUGUGCUUGAAUUUAGGUUUUAAUUUUUAAAGGUUAAAUAUAGAAUUUAAAAAAACCUUACAAAACUAAAAUGUAUUAUUUUAAGAACGUAGACUUUCGCCGUUACGUCACACCCGGUACCGUUCUGUUCCAGUUCGGCUAAUGGUUAUCGAAAUUAAAAUGCGUAUUUUAUUUAAUUAAUUAAACAAGAGAACAACACAAGUCAAGGGAGUCGUUAAAUACUUUUUUUUUUUAAUUUUACAAACAUUUUUUAAAACGUCCAAAGGCCGUGCAGUCCCGAACAAACUCUUUUUCACGGAGCGGACACAACUACUUUACCCAGAAUCCUCCGCUCUAUCCGGGCACGUUCACCGUCAUGGCGGCGUCUGUUAAAAACACGGUUAGCGCUCCGGACGAGUCGAGCAGCAGCAGCGAAGAUGAUGAAGCCGUGCGCAGGUGUCGGGAGGCUGUGUGGAAGCAGAGUCCAGCCGCAGGACAGAAAGACGAUGGCGCCAGUGCGAAGGAGUCCAAACGUAUUGUUGUCAAAGUCCAUGAACACGACGGCAAUGAGCUCCAAGUUAGCCAAGGGUUUCGGACACACGUCGCUAAAAAGCUGGGACAUCUACUGGACAGCUACAUUUCCGAGACUCAAACUGAAACUUUAGCCAACGAGGAACCAGGAAAAUGUGAUCGUUUCGACAACGAAGGAUUUCGUCUCUUUUCUACGUCAGUCCCAGGGCGACAGGCGGAGGAGGUGGAGCCUCCUGCUGUCAGACGUCGACCGCUGCCCAGCUCAAGUGACAGCGACAGUGAAAUGGAAAUGAGGCUAAAAGAGGCCGCGGUGUCGAUCCGAGACUUGAUACCCUCCCUGACGGUACCCUCUUCACCCUCGCCUUCCUCACCCGUGGGAAAAGUAAAAGGAAAGACAGAUGCGGAGAAGGAGGAAGAAGUCGUCCAUUCUGUCAAGAAAAAGAAAAGGACAAAAAGGCGACGGACUCAGGAGGACGCAGUUCCGGAUGAGUGUGAUGGUUCUACUCUGGCUGCUCAGAACACCGGUGAGAAAGGAGAACAGGAAAACACGAACGCCGGAGUAAAACAGAAGAAGAAGAAGCGGGAAGAAAACGAUUGAACUCAUUAAAAACUAAAUUUCUUCUCACAAAACUUCAGGAUUUUACAUCUUUGUUCCGUCAUUCUCCGCACGUUUAAAGCAAACGCAGGAGUUUUGUUCGCAAACACGUCAGGCAGUAAAUAAAAAAAAAUGGAAGCGUA
Molecule: messenger RNA, 2699 nt
Organism: Cynoglossus semilaevis (tongue sole)
Lineage: Eukaryota; Metazoa; Chordata; Actinopteri; Pleuronectiformes; Cynoglossidae
Gene: czh12orf43
Product: chromosome Z C12orf43 homolog
Exons: 6
Coding region: 1807-2559 (250 amino acids)
Biological process (GO): Spemann organizer formation; Wnt signaling pathway; negative regulation of Wnt signaling pathway
Source: RefSeq, a predicted model, not a curated record